ACACAAACGCCAUCUUGACAGCACCCUCAAAAUGGCAGAAAGAUGGGAGGUAGAAACCGAGUCCAGGGUAAGAUUGCUCCCGUAUUUUAUUUAAAACCAGUCUCGCCUUUCUUCCACACACGCGUGGUUAUGGAGUUGGUAGCCGGGGCGACAGCACAAAGCCUGUAAGAUGGAUAUAACUACAGCGGUUUUCAACGCGGCCAGAGAUGGUAAGCUGAAACUUAUCCAGAAGUUGCUGAGCAACAAAACUCCUGAGGAGUUGGAGGCUUUAGCUGAGGAGAAAACACAGGGAGGAACCCCUCUGUUAAUCGCCUCUCGGUACGGACACUUAGAGGUUGUAGAUUACCUCCUUGAACAUUGUAAAGCUAAUGUUGAACUUGGAGGAUCGGUGAACUUUGACGGCGAGACCAUCGAAGGGGCUCCGCCGCUGUGGGCGGCUUCGGCAGCCGGUCACCUCCCUGUGGUUAAAACGCUACUAAAACAUGGUGCCUCUGUGAACAACGCAACACUGACAAACUCUACGCCCCUCCGAGCUGCCUGCUUCGACGGCCACCUGGAGAUCGUCCGCUACCUGGUGGAGCACAGAGCUGACAUGGAGGUAGCCAACCGACAUGGCCAUACCUGCCUUAUGAUCUCCUGUUACAAGGGCCACAAAGAGAUAGCCAAGUUCCUCCUGGACCGUGGUGCCGAUGUUAACCGCAAGAGUGUGAAAGGAAACACCGCCUUACACGACUGUGCUGAGUCUGGUAGCCUGGAUAUCAUGAAGAUGCUGCUCAAGUGUAACGCUCGUAUGGAGAGAGACGGAUAUGGGAUGACUCCACUCCUCGCUGCAAGUGUAACAGGUCACACCAACAUUGUGGAGUACCUUGCCCAUCAGCCUCGCUCCUCCAGGGAGGAACGCAUUGAUGCACUUGAACUCCUUGGGGCCACAUUUGUGGAUAAAAAACGUGAUCUCUUGGGGGCAAUGAGAUACUGGAGAAGAGCCAUGGAGUUGAGGCAGCCAGGUGACAAAACCGGUUCCCUGGCCAAGCCUCCGCCUGGGCCCCCUAUCCCCGCCUAUGACUGUGCCAAGGAGGUGAGCACCGCAGAGGAGCUGGAAGCCUUGAUCACUGACCCAGAUGAAAUGCGGAUGCAGGCUUUGCUUGUCCGCGAGCGCAUCCUGGGACCGUCCCACCCAGACACCUCCUAUUACAUCCGCUACAGGGGGGCUGUUUAUGCUGACUCAGGCAAUUUUGAGCGCUGCAUCAGCCUGUGGAAAUAUGCCUUAGACAUGCAGCAGAGUAACCUGGACCCUCUCAGUCCCAUGACAGCCUCCAGCUUCCUGUCGUUUGCAGAGCUCUUUUCUUUCAUCCUCCAAGACCGGGCCAAAGGCACCCUGGCAACGCGCAUCACCUUCCAUGAUCUGAUGGGCGUUCUGGGGAAAAGCGUGAGGGAGGUGGAGAGAGCUGUAGCACAGAGAGACAACCCCCCUGAAGCUCCCCAGUUCACCAAGGCCCUCUCCAUCAUCCUCCACCUCAUUUUUCUGCUGGAGAAGCUGGAGUGUAGCCCAGAGCAGGACCAUCAGAAGAAGCAGACAGUGUACCGCCUGCUGAAGCUGAGCCCUCGGGGCCGAAGUGGCUUCACUCCUCUCCACAUGGCUGUGGACAAGGAAACUACGUCUGUGGGCCGCUACCCUGUAGGUCGCUUCCCCUCCCAGGCGGUCGCAUCACUGCUUUUGGAGUGUGGCGCAGACGUUGAUUCACGUGACUGUGACAACAACACUCCACUGCACAUCGCUGCCAGCAAUGGCUGUCCAGAGAUUAUGGCACUACUUGUGAAGGCCGGGGCUCACUUUGAUGCCACAAAUGCACAGAGGAAGACAGCCUACGAGCUGUUGGAUGAGCAGAGCAGCGGACACACAGCCCUCUACCCCCUGAACUACGUCACACUUCAGUGCCUGGCAGCGCGUGCAAUUGAAAGGCACAGACUUCCCUACAAGGGGCUCAUCUCUGAGGAGAUGGAGGCAUUUAUUGAGCUGCAUUGACUUCCAUCACUGUCUAACUAGACAGCCUCGCUCUUCUCUUUCCCUGUCGUUCCACAUACUCAGCUAUACAGUACUGCAACCUACCAUCACCUCUCCCUCCCCCUCCCUCCUCCAUUAUUUUCAUCCCUGUCUCCAGCUGACCUCCACUCCCAUGCUGGCCCUACCAGUACCAUCCCCACUUGUCUCAGACCAAAUCGUAGCAAUAAACCUCCUGAUCUCUGGGUUUAAACCUGUGGCUGAGAUGUGGUCAGUUGCCACUUUUGUCUAAUGUGAGUCCUGUACACUUUUAAAGUGACAAAAGGUUUCUAUUUGAGGUUGCUAUUUGAAGCUGGGUUAAACUUCAACUUGACAUGAAUUAAGGAUAUUUUUUUUUUUCUCCCAGUCAAAGGGAGCCUUACAUUAUGGUGGUGCCUGUGUGUGUUUGGUGGUGGCUGGAUUGUGUGGAUGAUGGGUUGUAUUAUCAUUGAUAGGAACAAAUACCAUAAGGUUAUGAUCAAAUUAGCCACGUUACCUGCAUGAGAAUGAAGAGUGAAUAUGCUAGUUUACGUAUUUGGUAGAUCUGUUGUUUUGCAAAUUCGUCCAAGAAAAAGAUCCUCAUGAACAAACUAAACCACCCAAGCUUGCUUGCUUGACAUUUCUCCCCAUCAGUAUUGACCUAUUUAUCAUUCUUCAAAUAUACCCUCAACUACAUUUGUUUGUCAUGGCAAAUUGUUGAACUUACUGUGCCAAAUAUCAGCAAUGGGGUUAUGUUCAGUUUCGAAGUGUGAACUGUUGAGUGAAAAGCAGCUAACUUAUCGUAAUUAUAAGAACUAUUAACCUGACUUGGGGUUAGGAAGUUUCCACAGCUUGUGAGAAUUGGCAACUCUAGUUGCUGGAUUCUUCAGACUGUGAUGUGUUUUGGCAGCCUGCAGUGCCAGCAUUACAGACUAUGAUGAGAGUUAGGAUGACUGAUAUCCCUUCACUCUGAGUGAAAAGACAGAUAUUUGAGUAGGCACCACUUUGGCUGUCUCUCUUCUGUCUGCACACAAACGUUUGUAACCUAUGCAGUUUGUGAUUUCCGAAUCAAAGGUGAUAUUGUUCUGGCAAAAAUUCACCCCUAAAACAGAAUUCACACGAGACAUCCCAAUAGUUUUAGACAAAUAUCUUAACAUGACAAUGGGACAAAUCCUUGGGCUGCUCCACUGACACGACAGUGAAUUGGAAUCAGCUGAAAAUGCAAACUAAGAAUGUUUUUAGAUUUUUGCCUGCUUGAAUGAAGUUUCAAACCAGAAAACGUGCCUAUAUCACUAACAAAAUCACCCUGGUAAUGUCACUGUCAGCAAAGGUAUUCAAUUCACUGUCAAAGAAGCAGUUUCAGGAGAGCUGAGGCUCAUUUAUAAUGUUGGGAGAAAUAUCAAGUGAACUGCCUGAGCUCAUGUGUGAAUUCUGUUUUGGAUUUGAUUUUGCCUUCAACCGCAGAUGCAGGUCACAAGAAUGGUACAGAUGGCUUUUCCAGCCACUCCUGCAUCUUAGUCUUAUUUUUAAUAGUGUCUGUUUUGGUCUAUCUUGUGUUAUCAUUAAUGUUUUAUGUGUCUGUACUAAGCACCACCAAAAUGAAUGCACAUUGAGAAGCUCUGAAUCCUAAACAACUUUACAUCCAGGCUAUGAACUGUUGCUGCCUUUCUCUUUCUCAACUGAACUGAUUCAUUUAACUGAUGAUAACCAAGAGCAAAAGUGUGUUGGAGAUACUUGAAUAAAAUUCAGUAUCACAACAAGUGGUUCUGUGUGUGUG
Myripristis murdjan (pinecone soldierfish) is the source of this 3794-nucleotide messenger RNA. RefSeq names its product fem-1 homolog a (gene fem1a). The transcript has a single exon. The record is from RefSeq and is a predicted model, not a curated record. Bases 170 to 2023 code for a protein of 617 amino acids. Gene Ontology annotation, molecular function: protein binding. Lineage: Eukaryota; Metazoa; Chordata; Actinopteri; Holocentriformes; Holocentridae.